AUGGAAAAGGGUAUGAGCCGCCAGCAUACCCAGAUCAAGAGGAAGCAAAGCCGCCAAUCAAGAAGAAACCAAUGGAGUAUGUAUAUUGGAGAUGGGACUGAACCACCUAAGGAAGUCCAUGUCAGAAUAGAACCAGGAACUCAGGAGGAAGUGGAGAAGCCACCUGAAGAACCAAGAGUGUAUGAGCCAAAGAUCCCAUACAGAAAUGUUCUUUCUCAACCCAAGAAGGAGAAGGAGCAAGCAAAGCUCAAGGAUCUUGUUAGCCAACUUUCAGUAAGGUUGCCUUUCAUUGAUGCUUGCCAAAUAAUUCCAUCUCUCAGGAAGUAUAUGAAGGCCAUACUCACAAGCAAUGUGAGUCUUGAAGAAGGAGCAAUGAUGAUUACAAAGGAGUGUAGCGCCAUACUUCAGAAUCGCAUGCCAGAGAAGCUGAACGACCCAGGGAGUUUUGUUUUGUCUUGCAAGAUCGGUUCUACACACUUCCAUAGAGCACUUUGUGAUUUGGGUUCUAGUGUGAACCUAAUGCCUUACUCAGUGGCCAAGCUAUUGGGCAUCACUGACUUCAAACCUACAAAGAUAUCUCUAGUCUUUGCAGACAGAUCUGUUCGCCGCCCUGUUGGUGUUAUUAUGGAUGUUCCAAUCAUGGUUGGAGAUUGCUACAUCCCUGCUGAUUUUGUAGUUCUUGAGCUGGAACACCAACCUAAAGACCCUCUUAUCUUGGGAAGGCCAUUCCUAGCUACUGCAGGAGCUAUAAUAGAUGUCAAGAAUGGAAAGAUUGACUUGCAUCUUGGAGAUAUAGUGAUGAAUUUCGAGGUAAACAAGUCUAUGGAGAAACCAACUGUAGAUGGUCAAGCUUUUUGGAUUGGAGAGCUCGCAGAGACAAGAGAAGAAGUGCUGGAUGAACUCCUUCUUAUUGAUCCCUUGGAGCUAGCUUUGACAAAGGCUGAGAAUGAGUAUGGAUACAUGGAAAGAGAAGCUCAAGUGCUUAGUCAAGUUCAUGGAUUCCAAGGAAGCUUAUAA
Messenger RNA from Microthlaspi erraticum, 1017 nucleotides. Lineage: Eukaryota; Viridiplantae; Streptophyta; Magnoliopsida; Brassicales; Brassicaceae. The record is from the annotation of a GenBank genome assembly.